Molecule: messenger RNA, 322 nt
Organism: Gracilinanus agilis (Agile Gracile Mouse Opossum)
Lineage: Eukaryota; Metazoa; Chordata; Mammalia; Didelphimorphia; Didelphidae
Product: adenylate kinase 8-like
Exons: 2
Biological process (GO): nucleoside triphosphate biosynthetic process
Cellular component (GO): cytoplasm
Molecular function (GO): ATP binding; nucleoside diphosphate kinase activity; AMP kinase activity
Source: RefSeq, a predicted model, not a curated record
GGUGUUUUUUCUGAAUGUUCCAUAUGAUUCUAUCAUAGAACGGUUAACUCUAAGAAGAACAGAUCCAGUCACAGGAGAAAGAUAUCACCUCAUGUAUAAGCCACCUCCAACCAUGAAUAUCCAAGAACGUCUCAUGCAGCACCCAGAUGAUCUAGAGGAGAAAGUGAAGCUCAAGAUGGACAAAUUCUAUAGAAGUUCUGCUGGGCUGGAAGAAUACUAUGACAGUAUUAUUUAUGUCAAUGGGGACCAAGACCCUUACACUGUCUUUGAGUACAUAGAGAGUGGCAUCAUCAUGCCUUUGCCCGUUAAAAUCCCAUCUUAA